This is a messenger RNA of Cariama cristata (Red-legged seriema), 1347 nucleotides long. It is a transcript of the gene KCNA5, whose product is annotated as potassium voltage-gated channel, shaker-related subfamily, member 5. The annotation marks the transcript as partial. The transcript has a single exon. Gene Ontology annotation, cellular component: voltage-gated potassium channel complex; membrane. NCBI's taxonomy places the organism in Eukaryota, Metazoa, Chordata, Aves, Cariamiformes, Cariamidae. Gene Ontology annotation, molecular function: delayed rectifier potassium channel activity. Gene Ontology annotation, biological process: potassium ion transmembrane transport; protein homooligomerization. The record is from RefSeq and is a predicted model, not a curated record.
CGCAUCCGCUACUUCGAUCCGCUCCGCAACGAGUACUUCUUCGACCGCAACCGGCCCAGCUUCGACGGGAUCCUCUACUUCUAUCAGUCCGGGGGCAAGCUCCGCCGGCCCGUCAAUGUCUCCAUCGACGUCUUCGCCGAUGAGAUCCGCUUCUACCAGUUGGGUGAGGAGGCCAUGGAGCGCUUCCGGGAGGACGAGGGCUUCAUCAAAGAGGAGGAGAAGCCUCUGCCCCGCCAUGGUCAGGUCUGGCUCAUCUUUGAGUACCCCGAGAGCUCCAGCUCAGCCCGGGCCAUCGCCAUCGUCUCUGUCCUGGUCAUCCUCAUCUCCAUCAUCACCUUCUGCCUGGAGACGCUGCCGGAAUUCAGGGACGAGAGGGAGAUGCCCAUGCCCCUGCCCCCACAAAGUGGAGGCCUGAAUGGCACAACCGGGGACUCCCCACCCAUGCAGCCACCCAGUAGCCUCUCUGACCCCUUCUUCAUCAUCGAGACCACCUGUGUGAUCUGGUUCACCUUUGAGCUCCUCGUCCGCUUCUUCGCCUGCCCCAGCAAGCCCGAGUUCUCCCGCAACAUCAUGAACAUCAUCGACAUCGUGGCCAUCAUCCCCUACUUCAUCACCCUGGGCACCGAGCUGGCCCAUGAGCAGCAGCAGCCUGGGGCUGGUGGUAGCAAUGGGGGCGGGGGCCAGCAGCAAGCCAUGUCACUGGCCAUCCUCAGAGUCAUCCGCCUGGUCAGAGUCUUCAGGAUCUUCAAGCUCUCAAGGCACUCCAAGGGGCUGCAGAUCUUGGGACAGACUUUGAAAGCCAGCAUGAGGGAACUGGGCCUCCUCAUCUUCUUUCUCUUCAUCGGGGUGAUCCUCUUCUCCAGUGCUGUCUACUUUGCUGAGGCCGAUGACCCGGAAUCUCAUUUCUCCAGCAUCCCUGAUGCUUUCUGGUGGGCGGUGGUAACCAUGACCACCGUGGGCUAUGGUGAUAUGCGACCUGUCACCGUGGGGGGCAAGAUUGUGGGUUCCUUGUGUGCCAUCGCGGGUGUGCUCACCAUUGCCCUGCCCGUCCCCGUCAUUGUGUCCAACUUCAACUACUUCUACCACCGAGAGACUGAUCACGAAGAGCAAGCUAUCCUCAAAGAUGAACACAGUAGUGCUCAGGGCAGCACAGCGGGGGGAGAUGCAAAGAGAAGAUCCAGUAGAAACUCUCUGAACAAAUCUGUUGUGCACUUGGAAAACAGUGAGGGGUUCAACAAUGGCACCAGCUCCUUAGAGAAAACCAAUAUCAAAGCGAAAAGUAACGUAGAUCUCAGAAAAUCGCUCUAUGCUCUCUGUCUGGACACCAAUAGGGAAACAGACCUGUAA